GAGAGAUGGGUUCGUGCGGGGACCCUGGCGCCCCGGGGCUUGGAUGUUCAGGCCCAGCGGGUGACCCUGGGCCCCCUGGGGCUUCCGAACCUGGAGUGCAGGGCCUGACUGGACAGAUGGGAGGCAGAGGGAGAGACGGGUUACCGGGUGCAUCAGGUCCUAGAGGUGACCCUGGGCUGGAAGGAAGAUCUGGACUGGGCCCUGAUGGACCGCCUGGACCUGGAGGACCACCCGGUCCCAAAGGGUCGGUUGGCCGUGAUGGGGAUAAAGGUCACAGUGGUGUAUCGGGCCCUGUGGGGGACGACGGGCCCCCAGGCCCUUGUGGAUCAUCACCCACUACAGACUUAAAUGGGCCCCGAGGGGACCCUGGAAAGCGUGGUCUGCCUGGUUUCCUUGGUGCUAAAGGACACCCUGGAUAUCCUGGACCCAAAGGCAUUGAUGGGAGGGACGGUGACCCAGGAAAUGGGACGAGAGGCUCUCCAGGUGAUCCUGGGGCUGAUCGACUGUGCUCAGGAGGACCAGGCCCAUCUGGACUCAAAGGAGAUAUGGGGCUCAUGGGUCUACCAGGUCCCCAUGGAAUAAAGGGAGGCCCGGGUUCCCAAGGAGGCCCGGGACUAGACGGUAGGCCCGGUCCAUGUGGGCCUAAAGGAGCUAAAGGAGGGUCCAGUUAUGCAAAACCAGGCCACACAGGACCACCUGGACAGAAGGGCGAGCCAGCCUUGUAUAACAGACAUGCCUCCAAAGGAGAGAAAGGCUCUCCUAGUUGCGCAGGUCAUCCAGGCUCCCAAGGACCCUCUGGAGCCCAAGGAGACCCAGGACAUCAUGGAAAUCAUGGACCCCAAGGUCCUGCCGGCCCGCCAGGUACCGAUGGUCCUCCAGGCCACCCAGGACCCCCUGCGUCAUGUGGAGCUCCAGGACAACCAGGGUUAUCUGGCCCUCAUGGUCCCUAUGGUCCUAAAGGUAACCAGGGUCGCGAUGGCAUUCCUGGACCUGCUGGUCGGAAGGGAGAGACACUGAUUGUAGGGUCAACUCCUGGCCCACGUGGAAAGAAUGGACUGCCAGGUCCAAAGGGAGAUGCGGGUUUCCCUGGCCCCACUCCUCCGGGGCCCCCAGGGUGUCCAGGAGACCAGGGCCCCAGAGGCGACGAAGGACCCCAGGGUCCUCGCGGGAUGCCAGGGUUCGGUGGUGUUUGUGUCAACGGGCUGAAAGGAGAUGCUGGUCCCCAUGGCAGCCCUGGAUGCCCUGGACAGCGAGGUCCGCGGGGGCUGCCUGGGUCUGGAGGCUAUGAAUGUAAAGGGGACAGGGGAGACCUGGGCGCUUCAGGCGGCAGAGGCUUCGACGGGCCAACAGGGGACCCCGGACUUCCAGGGCUACGGGGACCAGGAGCCAUCGCUGGACCUCCAGGACCAAUAGGUGAACCAGGUCACUCUGGACCCCCAGGAUGCCCCGGUAAUAUGGGUGAUCCUAGUUGUAACCCCGGCCCGAAAGGACCAAAUGGAUCCAAAGGCCGGCCAGGACCACCAGGUGUUCCGGGGCUUGACGUGCUUGUACUAGUGAGACACGAAAUGGGGGAUCCGGGCCCACCCGGUUGCACCGGCAACCAGGGAACUCCAGGUCCCAGUGGGUCGCCAGGACAACCAGGAUUAACAGGCCCCACAGGCCUUGAGGGUCAGCAGGGACACAGCCCUCCAGGGCUGCCUGGUUUCCCCGGACGCAAGGGAGACAAAGGAUCGCCAGGACUGACAGGGCCGUUGGGCUACCAGGGUCCUCGGGGUCCCCAGGGUCCUCGGGGCCCACAGGGCUGCAGCACGGCAGGCCUGGCUGACAGUUUCCUGCUGGUUCGACACGGCCAGACCAUCAGGGUGCCUGACUGCCCCCAAGGCACCACCCUCAUCUACUCCGGAUACUCUCUGCUCUUCAUCAAUGGCAACGAGAGGGCUCACGGACAAGACCUGGGCUCCAUUGGCAGCUGCCUGCCUCGUUUCUCCACCAUGCCCUUCCUGUUCUGUGACACGGACAACACCUGUCGCUACGCCGCCCGCAACGACUACUCCUAUUGGCUGUCCACGGAGAAGCCCAUGCCACGCAGCAUGAACCUGAUCAGAGGAGACAAGAUAAGCAGCUACAUUAGCAGGUGUUCAGUGUGUGAGGGCAGCUCCAAUGCCAUUGCCAUCCACAGCCAGACCGCCCAGCUCCCAGACUGUCCUGGUGACUGGGAAUCCCUCUGGACUGGAUACUCCUUUGUCAUGCAAACGGGUGCGGGUGCUGAGGGGUCGGGCCAGCCUCUGGUCUCCCCAGGCUCGUGUCUGGAACACUUCCGCCAGGUCCCCUUCAUCGAGUGUCACGGCCGGGGAACCUGUAACUACUUCCCUGACUCCUACAGCUUCUGGCUGGCCUCGCUCGACCCCAACCACAUGUUCAGUAAGCCUGUGCCCCAGACGGUGAAGGGACGUCUUCUAGAGAAUGUCAUCAGUCGUUGCCGCGUCUGCAGGAAAGCACAUGGCCAUGGCAGUGUAUUGUAACUCACCUACAGCCUCGGGCAUUGCAAAAAAUGAACCAUUACUUUGACGGACGAGACUUUAACAAUGAUAAUAAUCAUAUUCUAAUGUCUUUAUAAUGAGGUGUUCUUUCAGACAAAUCCAGCCAAGUAUUCGGAACGUGUAAGAUACUAUUUGUAACCUGGUAUGGUUCCCAGUCCGAAAGACACGGCUGAAUUAUUCUGAAUCAAGACUGACAUGUUUUUUAAGAUACCAUGGAACUACUGUUAACAUUACCUUCUGGGUUGUAUUGCAUUGAGCCCUCCAUGACUCACACUAAGGACCACACAAAUGUGAUUUUAAUGUAACUAAGUGGUUUUAUACAGUCUCAAGCACUGUACUGUAUAUAGCUAUUGUGUUUGGUUAGGUUUUAUUGACAUGUAUGUUUUUCAGGUCUUUUGUCAUUUGAUCAAGUAUAUUUGAUAAUGUAUCUCAGUUAUCCCCUUCAACAUAGGUGCUCUCACACAAAACAACAUGUGAUUUUUGUAUUUGCAGAAUUUCUUAUUACACUGGUUGGAUAAUGCCACAUAAACAUUCACUCAAAGUUG
Coregonus clupeaformis (lake whitefish) is the source of this 3085-nucleotide messenger RNA. Its product is annotated as collagen alpha-3(IV) chain. Gene Ontology annotation, molecular function: extracellular matrix structural constituent. Bases 6 to 2522 code for a protein of 838 amino acids. The record is from RefSeq and is a predicted model, not a curated record. The transcript has 21 exons. Gene Ontology annotation, cellular component: collagen trimer. Lineage: Eukaryota; Metazoa; Chordata; Actinopteri; Salmoniformes; Salmonidae.